AUGGUGAAAGUGUUCGCCCCAGACUGGUGGAGAACUGCAACACCAUACACAGAGGACCUUUGUGUGACAUUGCAUGUGUUUCAUAACUGUACGAAAUUCAACAUUCCUAUCCAAACUUGUAACCGAGUAAAGAGCAUUCGAAACGCUCUGUUCGCUCACGGACAGCUUCAAGUAAACAACGUUGAAAGGAAACAUGCUCUAAGGGAUCUUAUAACGUUCCUCAAACAACCGGAAAUAUCAAUCACCCAAUCUGGUAAACUCGCUAUUACUCAACUUUAUAGUUUAAAAUCAAAAUGUGUCAUCGACCAUAUCAUAGAAGGGGACCCUGUUGGUUUACAGCAUCACCUUGUCAACGUUCUAAAACCUCGCGAUGCCGCAGAGAACACAAUACUGGACAGAUCUGACAACGUGAAGGCAGUGCGAUCAUGUUUAUCUGAAGAGACUUGUGUACCAUUGACGUGUACUGACCCCUGUCUAUGGGAGCCUGCCUUUACCUUCGACGGUUAUCUGGAGGAUCGUCCUGUCCUAUUUGGCCGGAAGUGGCUAGUAGACAAGGUUCAAGCCUCAUUGAUGACAACACCUUCCAGAGGUAUCAUGCUGACUGCCGAAAUGGGCUACGGUAAAUCUACGCUAGUAUCACACCUUAUAUGUAGUGGUGAACAAUCGCAUGGUAUCGGGUUACAGAAAUAUCUGUUAUCGUAUCAUAUUUGUAAAUUUGAUGUUAUCAGUACCCAGAAACCAGAAUAUUUUAUUAUUAACCUCGUUAGUAUGUUGAUAGAAAACUUACCUGAAGCAGGAAAUGCUAUUUUGACUAACAAACUAGCCUUUCAUUUUUUACAAGUAGACAAAUGUUCUGAGGAUCCCGUUGGUUGUAUAGACGCUACACUCGUUCAUUCGUUACGCCAACUUACAUUUGAUGAGGAGAGGUAUGUUAUCAUUGACGCAAUAGACGAGUGUGGAGAAUCUGCCGCCAUAUCUAUGUCUCUUCUCGAUGUGUUAUCUAAACGAAUCCAUAAACUUCCUUGGUGGCUAAAAUUCUUUAUAACAGCGAGAGACAUAAAUAUCGUAAAUAGUAAAUUGCCCGAAAUGCAAAUACUCCAUGAGAUGUCAGAAGAUAUCCAGAAUCAGAAUGACAUCGAUACGUUUCUCACUGACAAUCUGUUCAUCCAUACAGACACAUUUUCACGUUUGUUUGGCACACAAGCUGAAAUCAGGUAGGCUACGAAUCAAGUUUUGGGGAUAAGUGGGUCUAACUUUUUG
Mizuhopecten yessoensis (Yesso scallop) is the source of this 1260-nucleotide messenger RNA. RefSeq lists its product as uncharacterized. The transcript has 2 exons. The record is from RefSeq and is a predicted model, not a curated record. Lineage: Eukaryota; Metazoa; Mollusca; Bivalvia; Pectinida; Pectinidae. The coding region runs from base 1 to 1218 and encodes 405 amino acids.